This is a messenger RNA of Lactuca sativa (garden lettuce), 1554 nucleotides long. Lineage: Eukaryota; Viridiplantae; Streptophyta; Magnoliopsida; Asterales; Asteraceae. The record is from RefSeq and is a predicted model, not a curated record.
AUGACAAAUUGUGAAAACUCUGAAUCUACUCUACCAGAUCUUUUCACAUCUGUUAAUGAGGAAGAUCCAGAUGACGAAACAGUUAUCAACUGUAGUCCAGAUGAUACUGCUUUCAGUGUUUCCAAAAAGUCUUUCAAAAGAGUUGUAAAUUCUGAAACAAACUCUGCAAGUUCUUUAACUCACCAAAUCAAACAUACCGAUGGAACCACUAAACUCAAAAACUUUUUGAAUGGAGAAAAUUCCUCUUAUGAGGAUGGUAGUACUUCUAUACCAACUGUACUUAAUGCUGGAGAACCCAAUGAUGAUACAUGGUAUAUUGAUAGUGGCUGCUCUAAGCAUAUGACAGGAAACCGGAACUACUUACAUGACUUCAAACCUAUACAAACCAAUCAAGAUGUUACCUUCGGCAACAACAUGAAAGCAAAAAUCAAAGGUUAUGGAAACAUAACAAAUGGUAAUUUUACCAUAAAGAAAGUUGCCUUCGUCGAUGACCUGAAACACAACCUCAUCAGUGUUUUUCAACUGUGUGAUAACAAUCUUGAAGUUAUUUUCACUAAACAACGAAGUUUGAUCAUGGACGCCAAAACAAAAGAUGUUAUAGUUGAUUCUGACCGUGCCGGAAAUAUGUAUCCACUUGACAUGGAUCUUAUCUAUGGUAAACCCGAUAUAUGUCUGCUAUCUAAAGCCCCAACAGAUAUUAGUUGGUUAUGGCACCGUCGCCUUUCCCAUCUAAACUUUGGGUACAUCAACAAAUUAAUCGGCAAUGAUCUUGUUCGAGGGCUACCACUUCUGAAGCUUGAUAACGAAACUCUUUGUGCUGCAUGUGAAAAAGGAAAACUUUCCAAAUCCACUCACAAAAGCAUCUCAGAAUCUAGUAACGGUGUUGUCGAAAGAAGGAACCGAAUUCUAUGUGAAGUUGCAAGAUCAAUGCUUAUCUUCGUUGAUCUGCCACAAUACUUCUGGGCAGAAGCAAUAGCCACAACUUGCUACACUCAAAAUCGUUCCUUAAUCCAUAAACAUCUUCAUAAAACACCAUAUGAAGUCAUUAACAACCGAAAACCAAACAUCAAGUUUUUCCAUAUUUUUGGUUGUCGAUGCUUCGUAAAGAACAAUAAAGAUCACCUUUCAAAAUUUGAAUCAAGGUCGGACGAAAGAAUUUUCCUUGGUUACUCAUUUUCUUCAGCUGCUUAUGGAGUACUAAACAAACGUACCAGAGUAAUUGAAGAAAGUACCGAUGUUCAUUUCGAUGAAGUUUAUGUCAGGAAAUUGGCUCGUGAACAUUUUGGUUCAAAAAUGAUUGAAAAUAUUUUUCAAAAUCCAAUUCAACAAACACCUUCUCCUGACAUAGACAUUGAAAUCGAUCUUGAUUUACUUUUUGAACAACCAAAAACUGCUUACAAUUCUGAACUUUUAACUACUUUAAUUGAUCCUACAGGAACACCCAAUGAAUUUAUUCCACAAACAAACCAAAAUGAUGCAGAUCAAUUCGAGGGGGAACCACCAACACAUACUUCCUCUUUGGAACAAACACCAAAUCCUCCUUUAAAUACCUAA